Messenger RNA from Mollisia scopiformis, 814 nucleotides. RefSeq lists its product as uncharacterized. The record is from RefSeq and is a predicted model, not a curated record. NCBI's taxonomy places the organism in Eukaryota, Fungi, Ascomycota, Leotiomycetes, Helotiales, Mollisiaceae. The transcript has a single exon. Bases 89 to 814 code for a protein of 241 amino acids.
UUUUAAGUCAGCCUUGUGUGAGAUAUUCCACUACAAGCACAUCUCAAUCUUGAUCUCACACCUUGCAAAGCUAACUCCCACCGCAACAAUGAAGCACUCCAAUCUCUCCCGACACGAAAUUCUUGCCCUGGUCCUCCAACACAACCGCAGUCAGGGCGUGGGCCCAAAGGAUAGAAUCCUCGUCGACCAAGUAUCACGAGAGGAGAUGGCUAUUGUGGAAUCCAUAUGCGUUCGCAACAAUCAAAGGAAAGAAAAGUACGGCCUCAUUCAGAAAGCUGCAGUAGCGUUGAUGAGAGAUCUGGAGCAGAUCGAGAAGAUUAAUUGUCAGGCAGAUGGAGAGGCUGUGGACUGGAAGGCAGCGAUGAAGAGGUGUAGAGAGAUGCAAGUGCUUAUGGAUGAUGGGAGGAAAUAUGUGGAGAGAGUGAGGAGUGACGAGUUGAGGAGGGCGGCAAAGGGGAAGGGGCUUGAGGGAAAGGUGCGGAAGCAGCCGGAACAACUGCAGAAAUAUGAGGAGAAGACGAAGGAAAAGCAUGGCAAGGAUCCACAGCACGUAGUCCAGCCACAUAGGCCUGGUCCUGCUAAGUUAAAGACUGUAGAAGGCAAGAGAGUCAUGUAUGCCGAUUCUAUGAGUCCACCUGGACCAUUGAAAAAGAAGCCCCAAGGAGACCAACAGCAGCAUACCUCGAGCGAACAUGAAAGGAGGAUGCUGACGAAGAUUACCAUGUCUGAGAAAGGCAGGAGGGCGGAUGAUGCAUAUCUAGAAGGGUUGAGGCUGGCCUCAGAAGUCAGGAAGUUUGAUUUGGAAGAUAUCUGA